AUAAUAAAAAAUAAUAGAAAUUCAGGUGGAGGUAUCAUCGGGUGGUAUCUCAUCAAGGGAAGGGGAGGUAGUGGUGAAGUAUAAAGAGACACUCAAUACACCUCCAACAAUUUCAUCAUCUCCCUCUCUCUCUCUCUCUUGUUUCUCUCUCUUCAUUUACAUACACUGUUCCUUCGAUGCUCUUCUUCUCCAAUUAAUUUCCCCAAAAUUCACUCUACUUUCCGCCAUUAACUUCGCUUCUCAAUCGCUGCAAACAUGGGCGGCGAUAAGGCUCUCAGUCUCGAAGAGAUUAAAAAUGAAACUGUUGAUCUGGAGAAAGUACCCAUUGAAGAGGUGUUUGAACAGUUGAAAUGUAACCGAGAAGGUCUAAGUUCCGAUGAAGGGGCUGCAAGACUUCAAAUUUUUGGUCCUAACAAAUUGGAGGAGAAAAAGGAAAGCAAACUACUCAAGUUUCUUGGGUUCAUGUGGAAUCCUCUAUCAUGGGUCAUGGAAGCUGCAGCCAUUAUGGCAAUUGCACUGGCUAAUGGAGGCGGGAAACCACCCGACUGGCAAGACUUUGUCGGUAUUGUUUGCCUUCUUGUUAUCAACUCAACCAUCAGUUUUAUCGAAGAAAACAAUGCUGGAAAUGCUGCUGCUGCACUUAUGGCUGGUCUCGCCCCUAAAACCAAGGUUCUGAGGGAUGGUAAUUGGAGUGAACAAGAAGCUGCAAUCUUGGUUCCAGGAGAUAUUAUCAGUAUCAAACUUGGUGAUAUCGUUCCUGCUGACGCACGUCUCCUAGAAGGUGACCCCUUAAAGAUUGACCAAUCUGCCCUUACUGGUGAAUCGCUUCCUGUGAACAAGAACCCUUACGACGAGGUGUUUUCCGGUUCAACUUGCAAGCAAGGUGAAAUAGAAGCCGUCGUUAUCGCAACUGGUGUGCACACUUUCUUCGGGAAAGCCGCACACUUAGUGGAUAGCACUAACCAAGUCGGUCACUUCCAACAAGUUCUAACAGCUAUCGGAAACUUCUGUAUCUGCUCAAUCGCUGUCGGAAUGUUGGUUGAGAUUGUCGUCAUGUAUCCGAUUCAGCACAGGGAGUACAGAAAUGGAAUCGACAAUCUUCUGGUCUUGCUUAUCGGUGGAAUCCCAAUCGCUAUGCCGACGGUUCUUUCUGUCACCAUGGCUAUUGGAUCGCAUAGGCUUUCACAACAAGGAGCUAUUACUAAAAGAAUGACUGCCAUUGAAGAAAUGGCGGGAAUGGACGUACUUUGCAGUGAUAAAACCGGAACACUGACUCUUAACAAGCUUAGUGUUGAUAAAAAUUUGAUUGAGGUUUUUGCUAAAGGUGUCGAUAAGGAUCAGGUUCUGCUUUAUGCUGCUCGGGCUUCUAGGACCGAAAACCAGGACGCUAUUGAUGCGGCCAUUGUUGGAACCCUUGCUGACCCGAAAGAGGCACGAGCUGGAAUUAGGGAGGUCCAUUUCUUUCCGUUUAAUCCUGUUGACAAGCGGACAGCUUUGACAUACAUCGAUGAGCGCGGUAACUGGCAUAGAACAAGCAAAGGUGCUCCCGAACAGAUUUUGACCCUCUGUGGAUGCAAAGAAGAUAUGAAAAAGAAAGUUCAUGCAAUGAUUGAUAAAUUUGCUGAACGUGGGUUGCGUUCUUUGGCUGUUGCGAAACAGGAAGUACCUGAAAAAAACAAAGAAAGCCCUGGUGGUCCAUGGACGUUUAUCGGAUUGUUGUCGUUGUUUGACCCACCAAGGCAUGACAGUGCUGAGACCAUUCGCAGAGCUCUCAAUCUCGGUGUCAAUGUUAAGAUGAUUACUGGUGAUCAACUUGCUAUUGCUAAAGAGACUGGUAGACGACUCGGUAUGGGAACAAACAUGUACCCGUCUUCUUCUUUACUCGGUAACCACAAGGAUGCAUCGAUAGCCGCUAUCCCUAUUGAAGAGUUGAUCGAGAAAGCCGAUGGAUUUGCCGGAGUUUUCCCAGAACACAAGUAUGAGAUUGUGAAGAAGUUACAAGAAAGAAAGCACAUUUGUGGAAUGACUGGUGAUGGUGUGAAUGAUGCGCCUGCUUUGAAGAAGGCCGAUAUUGGUAUCGCUGUUGCCGAUGCUACAGAUGCCGCAAGGGGUGCUUCUGACAUCGUGCUUACUGAGCCCGGGCUUAGUGUCAUUAUCAGUGCAGUGCUUACCAGUCGCGCUAUUUUCCAAAGAAUGAAGAACUACACCAUCUACGCUGUUUCUAUCACCAUUCGUAUUGUGUUUGGAUUUCUGUUCAUUGCUUUGAUAUGGAAGUUCGACUUCUCUCCCUUCAUGGUUUUGAUCAUCGCAAUCCUUAACGACGGCACAAUCAUGACAAUCUCAAAGGAUAGGGUGAAACCAUCGCCAUUACCCGACAGCUGGAAGCUAAAAGAGAUCUUCGCCACCGGCAUUGUGCUCGGAGGUUACCUUGCAUUGAUGACUGUCAUAUUCUUCUGGAUCAUGAAAGACACAAACUUCUUCUCGGACACGUUUGGCGUUAAAUCUUUGAGACACAGUGAAGUUGAGAUGAUGGCUGCUUUAUAUCUUCAAGUCAGUAUAGUCAGCCAGGCUUUGAUUUUUGUGACGCGUUCUCGCAGUUGGUCGUUUAUCGAACGUCCCGGUCUCUUACUUUUGGGUGCCUUCUUAGCAGCACAACUGGUGGCAACGUUAAUCGCAGUGUAUGCAAAUUGGGAAUUUGCAAGAAUCAAGGGAGUCGGCUGGGGAUGGGCUGGUGUCAUCUGGCUCUACAGCAUCGUGUUCUACUUCCCGCUCGAUCUUAUGAAAUUCGCCAUCCGAUAUAUCCUUAGCGGGAAAGCAUGGAACAACUUGCUUGAAAACAAGACUGCUUUCACAAGCAAGAAGGAUUAUGGAAGAGAAGAGAGAGAGGCCCAAUGGGCUCUUGCUCAAAGGACAUUGCAUGGGCUCCAACAACCCGAAACCUCCAACAUCUUUAACGAAAAGAGCAGCUACAGGGAGCUGUCUGAGAUAGCGGAACAGGCUAAGAGGCGCGCUGAAGUUGCAAGGCUUCGGGAGGUGCUUACACUGAAGGGGCAUGUUGAGUCGGUGGUGAAGCUGAAGGGGCUAGAUAUCGACACGAUCCAACAGCAUUACACAGUGUGAGAGAGCAGUGGGAAACAAGUCUUUUGUUCUUUUAACUUAUUAUAUUAAUAGACUAGUAGAAGUUGAUAACUCGUGUGGGGAAAAGGUAUUUUGUGCUUUUGGAAUGUAACCCCCCGAAACUGUUUACUUGUUCUGUUUUUCUAGUGCAAUUCCAAGUAUUACAGCAUAUGGUUGCUGCUGUUUUGUGUAUGUUUUACAAAGAAUGAAAGCCAAGUCAAGUCUUUUCCAAAA
Helianthus annuus (common sunflower) is the source of this 3351-nucleotide messenger RNA. Its product is annotated as plasma membrane ATPase 4. Gene Ontology annotation, molecular function: P-type proton-exporting transporter activity; ATP binding; ATP hydrolysis activity. The transcript is spliced from 15 exons. Gene Ontology annotation, cellular component: plasma membrane. Lineage: Eukaryota; Viridiplantae; Streptophyta; Magnoliopsida; Asterales; Asteraceae. Gene Ontology annotation, biological process: proton export across plasma membrane; regulation of intracellular pH. Bases 256 to 3120 code for a protein of 954 amino acids. The record is from RefSeq and is a predicted model, not a curated record.